GAUCGACUCUGAAUCGCGACGCAUUUAAUUGGUGAGCAAGUCAUAAUUGGAACCAAAUUUUAAUAAUUUUUGAUUGUAUAUAAAUCCGACAUUUGGCAACGUGCGGUGUAUCAUUGUUUAUGUUUAUAUGUGCUCACAUAUUGUUAUUCCAACAAGUAAACAGCGAUGGAACGCGCUCCAUAUAUAUAUAUAUAUAUAUACAUAUAUUACAUAUAUUACAUAUUAAUUUUCAAGACGCGAUGCGUGAAGUAUUACGGGAUCAUUCUCUGAUAAAUAUGAGAUUAGUGAAUAUUAUUUCGCAUAAUUAUUAAAUUUAUUAAAUAAGUAACUCAUCGUAAAUAAGUGUAUCGAGGCGACGAUUUUGUUUAGAAGUAAAUAUUUCGUGUGUUUUAUUCGCGUGAAGUAGGUAUCGCAACAGAGAAUAGAACAUAAAAAAUAAGUAUUUAUUAUAUCUAUAUAUUUUAUAUGUUUAUGACCAAUAUACAUUUCGUCUCACGAGAGAUGGCGCCAUUGUGUCAAACGCGACAGUUACAUCGCCAACGUUCACGCACAUUGAGUCGAGAUUUCGCGAAAGUACUCAAAUGUUCAUUAUAUAUCCAUUAUAUUGUUUUGUUGCGCGAGAUAUAUUUACAUACAGAUUACGUCGCGCGAGCCGAAAUCGAUCGUGCUAUAUUAUUUGUUCGUAAUUCGUGUAGUGACAGUUAAAAAACGAGAGUUCGUGGGAACGCGAAGAUUCUUAAAGCUACGAGGUUAGGUACGUUGAACGUAACAAGUGUUUUGUGUCCUUCCUUCUUCUGGAAAAGUGAUGAGUGAAAAUUAAUGAGGAGUGCUCUCGAUCGAUCCAUCGUCCAUAAAACUUCUGUGAGAUAUCGUCGGCAGGGUUUCGAAAAUGGCAGACUAUUGGAAGUCCCAAGGCCGCAAGUUCUGCGACUUCUGCAAGUGCUGGAUCGCCGAUAAUAAACCGAGUAUCGACUUCCACGAGGGCGGCAAGAAGCAUAAGGAAAAUGUCAGCAAGCGACUCAAAGAAAUUUACAAGAAUAGUGCCAAACAGGCGAAGCAGAACAAAAAAUUCGAGAAUGAUAUUAAAAAGAUGGAAAAUGCGGCAAUGGCUGCAUACAUGAAGGAUGUCGAGAAUAACACGCGAGAUAUGACUGCUCAAAAGAUUAUUAAAGAGAAAGUGAACAAGAUUGAAACGAGAGAAAUGCCUCAGAAUUUUAAUCGCAUGCCACCAGCUGCUCCGGAGACGGUACCGAGAUUCAAAAAUAACAUUGGACACUUUUCGCCAAAAGUAGAUCCUUGCGACCCGACUUUGUCAAAAACCAUUCUGUCGUUUCCACGAGUCCAGCAGCAGGGCGGCGAGAACAGGACUCCCGGGAGGAGUAAAGCGAAUAAGACGAAGGGAAAGGGGAGAAAGGCCCAGGAGGACGAUCGUCCGACCGCACCUGUCAGGAAAGUGUGGUAUGAAGCCCUCAGUCCCGAAGGAUACACUUACUACUGGCACAUCGAGACGAACGAAUCGGUUUGGGAGCCACCGGAGGAGGGUUACAUGACUCUCGCGGAACAAGAAGAGGAGGCGAAAGAGGAAACGCUCCAAAAGGAGCUUAUGGAACAAUUGGACAGGGAGGAAGUGAUCGAGAAAGCGGAUAUUCUCGAGGAACAACGAGCCAAUCUCGAGAGAGAGAAAAUGAGGGAACAUGUGGCACAACCCUCUAGAAACGACAACGAUAUCAAAGAUGACAACGAAAGCGCAGGAAUAAAGAAGGAGGCAGCCAAAGAGGAACGACCUUACCGGCGAGACUACAGUGUGCCCGAGAGACCGCAACCUUAUGGAUCCUGGCAAGUUGUGGAGACAAGCAAAAAGAAACCAGUGGAUCUCCAAUUACCGCAAAAACAGAAGCAGAUACAACUGCCUAUGUUUAAGAAGACAGAACCAACGCCUCCGCAAAGGACUUUUAAGGAAAAAAUUGUCACACAGAUUAAUAUCGAUGAUAGUGAUGACGAAAGUGCACCGACCACUUUUAAGAGAAGAAAAAUUGGUAACAAGAACGUGCGUAAAAGAACAACUGAUGAUUAGCAUCAGAAUUUUUUUUCUGGAUAUAGUGUUCUUGUAUAUAUUUUUAUUUAAUUGUUAAAAUGUUUGUUAAACAAACAUGGAGAAUUUGUAUGGACAAAUAUCUUUGAUAGCUCAUAAUAUUUGUGAGCUGGAAGUUUACAUAUAAAUAUAAUAGAUUCUUCAUUUAUAUAUACUUAACUGUGCAUAGGUGGUAUAUGUAGAUAUAAAAAAAAUGUUAUUUUAUCACAGAUAGCAAAUGCACGUCAUGCCAAAAUAACAUUAUCUGACAUCCAAAUGACAUUAUUUGGCGUCAAAAUGAUGUGUGUUUGUUAGCUGGGAUAUAACAUAUAUGUAUGUACAUUAAUAUAUAUAUACAUUAGUACAAUUUCGAUUGUAAAUAAAAAGUCUGACUCUGUAUUUUAUAUAAAAAUUUUUAUUUUUUUUAUUUUAUUAAUAUUAAUUUUAUUAAUAUUAAUUAAUUAAUACUUUUUAAUAUAAUAGUUGAGAUACAUUUGCAUGUUUGAGAAAUCUAAUUAAUAUAAUAAUAAUAAUUAUCAAUGGAAUUUAUAUAUGUAUAAUAAUAGAAUACUAAUUGAAUAUAUAUAUAUUUUUUUUAUAUACAACUUUUUGUUCUUAUCUUUCAUGAUAAUAUAUUGCUAUUCAUAAUCUUGUUUGCAUUAUUAUCUGAAUAUUAUCAGCAUCAGUAUUAGUCAACAUUGCAUCAUAUCUAUGUACUCAUAUGCACAUGGUUGCAUUGUUAUAAAGCAAAUCUACGAGAUAAUAUAUAACAUUACAUUAUAUGUUGCGUAUCAUUCUGACAUAUUUAAUAUUGAUAAAACGAAAUUUCACGAGACAGUAAAUAGAACAGCUAAAAUAUAUACGCGAGACUCAUUUCCUCUUUAAAGUCGUCACAAUUAUAUGAAGCAAUUUGCAAAUUUAGUUACUUUGUUUUUGGGAUAUAUCAAGAAGAUAGAAACAUUGCACAUAUAACUUACAUGAAAUAAAUACUUAAACAGAUAACUGAAUUUUAAAUAGCGAAUGUAUAAAUGUUAAAAUAUGUGCGCAAUUUGAAGA
This is a messenger RNA of Formica exsecta, 3127 nucleotides long. RefSeq names its product WW domain-binding protein 4. NCBI's taxonomy places the organism in Eukaryota, Metazoa, Arthropoda, Insecta, Hymenoptera, Formicidae. The transcript is spliced from 7 exons. The coding region runs from base 890 to 2074 and encodes 394 amino acids. Gene Ontology annotation, molecular function: protein binding; RNA binding; zinc ion binding. The record is from RefSeq and is a predicted model, not a curated record. Gene Ontology annotation, cellular component: nucleus; precatalytic spliceosome. Gene Ontology annotation, biological process: mRNA splicing, via spliceosome.